CUCAUGAAAAGGAGGCUGAGCCAGCAAAUCCCGCACCUUCUGAGAAGCCGGAACUUGCCGCGGAAGCUCCCAUCCUGCCACCUCCUGCAAAGGCUGCCAAGCUGAGUGCCACUGGUGGUGAAUCGUCAAAGCCGGAUGAACCCAAGGAACCGGAUUUGUUGCACAUGAAGGCUCCGCUGGUGAGGCGCUCUGACCAACUCGGGAAGGUGGUGGACGUGACCGGCAAUGAUGGCCAUUCUCGUGAAGACCAGACAAAAGUUGAAGAUGAGGAAGCAAAAGGUGAAGCUGAGGAACCAACUCCUGGCCAAUCUUCUGCUAGUUCUGGGCGGGGUCGAGGUGGCAAAGGAAGGGGGAGAGGCAAAGGGAAGAGCAAGACGCAAACCGCAAAUGCACCAGAAGUUGUUGAUGUAGACGACAAAGCUGACGAAUCAGCAAAGGCUACAAGGAAGCGUGGAAAGGGCAAAGCUGAGAAAGAGAAUGCAAGCAAAGUGCAGAAGACUGAGAAAGGCAAGAGCAGUGAUGCUGCGCAAGGUGGUGAGGCUGUAGACGGGCAGGGCAAGGGAGAAGGGGAGAAAGCUCCCAAGACAACGCGCGGCAGAGCCAAACAAGCAGAGAAGAAGGAUUCACCAGACCAGAAGGAUUCAGCCACUGGUGGAAGUGACCAGCCCAAAGAGGUCACAACUUUUGCAGGCCGCUACUGCCCGCAAUCAGAGCUUGGUGCUGCGAAGUGGCAAGCCAUCCGAGAAGUCUUCAACACCAAGAUCAAGCCGCGCAUCAAGUCUCAUUCGAAGCUUCAGGUUAAGUUCUGGAACCAUUGCAUGGCGGAUGAGGGCAUCAAAGCUGCCAACACCUAUGAUGGUUGGUUUUCAGCUGCUUCAGCAUUGGAACCUACUUUUGAUGGAACAGUGCCUGACGUGAAGGUCGCAAAGCCUGCAAAGGGAGCCGAAGCUUCUUCCCAUAAGUCCGAGUGAAAAGCUUUGGGGCUUUGAGCUAUGGGUAUGACAGUUUGAAUCCAAGCUGUCCGAUUUCAUUCACCAGAGGGGAUGUCAUGGUAGGUUGACAAAUAAUUUUGGACCCAGGUCCCAAUCAAAACACGCGCCAGCCGGUCCUUGUGAGGGAAGCCCACAGGUGGCUAACUCAUGAACCUUCGCAGCAUGCCGGUAGGCUGUGUUCACUUGGUCAUGCGAUAUAUGG
This is a messenger RNA of Durusdinium trenchii, 1194 nucleotides long. The record is from the annotation of a GenBank genome assembly. Lineage: Eukaryota; Dinophyceae; Suessiales; Symbiodiniaceae.